GUAAAAUGAAUCUUUUAAUGACAGAUUUUACUCCCAACUCUUGUAAUGCUGUUGUUGAUUGCUGUGAGGAGUAAAUCUGAUAUCCGCAUCCACCCAGCUCAGCCGUAUAUCCGGAAAGGGAUAGGGAUGUUUGUGGAAGUUGGGAAAGGUGAUACUUCUCCCCCUUUCAACCAAGUUCUGGAGCGACUAUUGGCCAAGGGGGAGUACUUGGCAUUUGUACCUAAUACAACUGAGACAAGGAUGAUGAUCAACAUUUUGUCUCUAAAAUUUCCCCUACUGAGGCUAGUUACCAGAGUUUACGAAGACGAAGAAGCACUUGAAACAUAUAUCCGUUCUGAUCUUUAUGCUGCUUAUGACCAAACUAAGAACCUUACAAGCCCCAAAAUCAAAGGAGCAGUGGUAUUUCAUGAGCAAGGUCCUCAGUCAUUUGAUUAUAGCAUACGCCUAAACCAUACCUGGGCUUUCUCAGGAUUUCCUGAUGUUAAAAACAUAAUGGACACAAAUGGUCCGUUCCUGAAUGACUUGUCAUUAGGUGUCAAUACCAUACCAAUUUUGCAAUAUGGUCUCAGUGGGUUUUUAACACUCCAACAAGUCAUGGACUCAUUCAUAAUAUAUGCAGCUCAAGAAACUAUGACGAACUUAUUGAGGUUGCCUAGCCACUCUCUUGAUAGAGAUGCCCAGCUCAAGAUACCUUGGACUCAGUUUAGUCCUUCAAAUAUAAGACUUGCUCCUUUUCCGACUCGUGAAUAUACUGAUAAUGAAUUCCAGUCCAUUGUCAAGAAAGUCAUGGGAGUGCUGUACUUGCUGGGGUUUCUUUAUCCGAUUUCUCGUCUGAUAAGUUAUUCUGUCUUAGAAAAGGAGCUCAAGAUUAAAGAGGGUCUUUACAUGAUGGGUUUGAAAGAUGAAAUAUUCCAUCUAUCUUGGUUUAUAACAUAUGCUAUUCAGUUUGCUCUUUCUUCUGCGAUACUUACACUGUGCACCAUGAGUACCCUGUUUCAAUACAGUGAUAAGACGUUGGUGUUUGCGUACUUCCUUUCCUUUGGUCUCAGUGGAAUAACUCUGUCAUUUAUGAUUUCCACCUUCUUCACAAGAGCAAAAACUGCGGUAGCUGUCGGGACCCUUUCUUUCCUUGGGGCAUUCUUUCCCUAUUAUACUGUCAACGACGAAACAGUCUCCAUGAUAGUGAAAGUGACUGCUUCUUUUCUUUCACCUACGGCCUUUGCAUUAGGAUCCAUCAAUUUUGCUGACUAUGAACGUGCUCAUGUCGGACUCCGUUGGAGUAACAUGUGGCGGGAAUCUUCAGGAGUUUGCUUUUUGGUCUCUCUCCUCAUGAUGUUACUUGACAGUUUGUUGUACUUUGCAGUUGGUCUGUAUUUUGAUAAGGUCCUCCACAAGGAGAAUGGAUUUUGUUACCCAAUACGUUCCCUGCUUCACAAGUGCUUUGGGAGGAAGAAAAAUACCAGUGAUGAUUAUGCAUCCACCUCAGAAGUCAAAUUCGCUGAGAAUCAUGAUGAAACAAGUGGCACCGAUUUUAUAAAAGAUGUAUCUGGACCAAUUCUAGAAGCAAUGAGCUUGGAGAUGAAGCAGCAAGAAUUAGAUGGAAGAUGUAUUCAGAUCAGGAAUCUGCGAAAGGUGUAUGCUACAAACAGGGGAAAUUGUUGUGCUGUUAAUUCUUUACAACUGACUUUGUACGAGAAUCAGAUUCUGGCACUAUUAGGACACAACGGGGCUGGUAAAAGCAGUACAAUAUCCAUGCUUGUUGGUCUCGUUUCUCCUACUUCUGGAGAUGCUCUGGUGUUGGGAAAGAACAUCUUAACUGACAUGGAUGAAAUACGGAAGAGUCUGGGAGUCUGCCCUCAGUAUGAUAUUCUUUUUCCUGAAUUAACUGUGAAGGAACAUUUAGAAAUUUUCGCUGAUGUAAAGGGUGUUCCAGAAGACGCUAAAGAAAAAGCUGUGACUGAAAUGGUUGAUGAAGUUGGGUUGGCAGACAAACUUAAUACUGUUGUCAAAGCUCUUUCUGGAGGUAUGAAAAGGAAGUUGUCCCUUGGGAUAGCUCUUAUAGGAAACAGUAAGGUUAUUAUUCUUGAUGAACCGACAAGUGGAAUGGAUCCAUACUCUAUGCGGUUAACUUGGCAGCUGAUUAAAAGAAAAAAGAAGGGAAGAAUCAUAUUACUCACAACACACUCCAUGGAUGAAGCUGAUGUGCUAGGAGAUCGGAUUGCUAUCAUGGCAAAUGGAUCUCUAAAGUGCUGUGGAAGUUCAAUCUUCUUGAAACAUCAGUAUGGGGUUGGUUACACUCUUACUCUGGUUAAGACUGCACCAGGUGCCUCAGUAGCUGCUGAUAUUGUUUACCGUCAUGUACCAUCUGCAACAUGCGUUAGCGAAGUACGCUUCUUUCUUCAACGUUUAAUUUUGCCCUUCCUUUUGCGUUCUAUUGCCCAUCCUAUAAUAGCUUGCAUAUUGGUCUGUUUUGACUGUGGAAUUUUGUCACGACCCAUUUUCUGAACAAGUCGGGACCGG
Molecule: messenger RNA, 2520 nt
Organism: Nicotiana tabacum (common tobacco)
Lineage: Eukaryota; Viridiplantae; Streptophyta; Magnoliopsida; Solanales; Solanaceae
Source: RefSeq, a predicted model, not a curated record